Molecule: messenger RNA, 2139 nt
Organism: Alligator mississippiensis (American alligator)
Lineage: Eukaryota; Metazoa; Chordata; Crocodylia; Alligatoridae
Gene: NAPA
Product: NSF attachment protein alpha
Exons: 11
Coding region: 91-978 (295 amino acids)
Biological process (GO): regulation of synaptic vesicle priming; SNARE complex disassembly; synaptic transmission, glutamatergic
Cellular component (GO): synaptobrevin 2-SNAP-25-syntaxin-1a complex; vacuolar membrane; terminal bouton
Molecular function (GO): syntaxin binding; soluble NSF attachment protein activity
Source: RefSeq, a predicted model, not a curated record
UUCCGGGUAGUGACGUGCACGGCCCCGCCCCCUCUCGCCGGCGUUGAGUGUCGCGGCCCGGCCCGAUCCCGCUCCCGCGCCGCCGCCAUCAUGGACCCGGCCGGGAAGGAGAAGGAGGCGCUGCAGCUGCUGGCCGAGGCCGACAAGAAGGUCCGCGGCUCCCAGUCCUUCUUCGCGGGGCUCUUCGGGGGCUCCUCCAGGAUAGAAGAAGCAUGCGACAUCUAUGCCCGUGCAGCCAAUAUGUUCAAAAUGGCCAAGAACUGGAGCGCCGCUGGGAAUGCCUUCUGCCAGGCCGCCCAGCUCCACCUGCAGCUGCAGAGCAAGCACGACGCGGCCGCCAACUUCGUGGACGCUGGCAACGCCUUCAAGAAGGCUGACCCCCAAGAGGCCAUUAACUGCCUGAUCAGAGCCAUCGAGAUCUACACGGACAUGGGCCGGUUCACCAUUGCCGCCAAGCACCACAUAACCAUCGCAGAGAUCUACGAGACAGAGCUGGUGGACAUCGAGAAGGCCAUCGCACACUAUGAACAGGCUGCCGACUAUUACAAGGGGGAGGAAUCCAACAGCUCUGCUAACAAGUGUCUGCUGAAGGUGGCCACGUACGCGGCACAGCUGGAGCAGUAUCAGAAAGCCAUUGAAAUCUAUGAGCAGGUGGGCACCAGCGCGAUGGACAGCCCCCUGCUGAAAUACAGCGCCAAGGACUACUUCUUCAAGGCUGCCCUCUGCCACUUCUGCAUCGACAUGCUCAAUGCCAAGUUGGCCAUGCAGAAGUAUGAGGAGAUGUUCCCGGCCUUCACGGACUCUCGGGAGUGCAAGCUGGUCAAAAAGCUGCUGGACGCCCAUGAAGAACAGAGCAUCGACAAUUACACUGACGCGGUAAAGGAGUACGACUCCAUCUCGCGGCUGGACCAGUGGCUCACGACCAUGCUGCUUCGCGUUAAGAAGACCAUCCAGGGCGAGGAGGAGGACCUGCGCUAGGCCCCAGCCCUCCACGGCAGAGCUGUGCACGGAUGGGGAGGGUGGGAUGUGGUGGGCGGGGGGUGGGCAGUGGACUGGAACAAUGUAUAUUUAAUCCCUUUCACCCCCCACCCUGCACCCAAAGAGCACCCCGUGGCACCAGCUGCGUCCUCUUGGGACCCCUUUGCUCUCUCCGGAGCUCCCUCCCGGCUGUACAUGAUUCUUCCUACCCCCCUCCUCUAUUUAAUGAUGUAAUAUAUUCCCUAGAGCUGCCCCUGCUCAUGCUGGCUUUGACAGACACCCCGCAACCUGCCACUCUGGGGAGGGGAGGCCUGGGCCAUGCCCUGUCCCUGUGCUGUCCACACCCAGGGUUUGGACUCUCUUUUUUUUCCCACCCCCCAAACCAGAGCAGGGCAGGGCUCCCUGCGUGCCCUGCAGGGCCGUGGCUGUGCUAGGCUAGGCCGCCUCCCAGCCGAGGCAGGCACACGGGGAAGACGGUCUCUGCUACCCUCCCCUUACCCCGCCAAUGCGCUCUUUCCCGGCCCUCUGGUCUCCGGCAGGGCCAGCCCAUGUUGGUGCCCCUCUCCCCUGCCUUUUUGAAGAGCUGAAAAACCUCAUGUCCAGGAUCUCCGCUGUCCCCCAUCGCUGCUGGGAGACCCUUUGCUACGUCCCUGGGUCGCAGCUCCCUUCCUCCCUAACCCCCUGAGUGCAAGCAAGCUGCAUACGCUGGCUCGAGGAAACAUUUCUCCCUUUCCACGUGGCUACAGCCAGCUCCAGGGAUGUGGGUCACAUGGAGCCCACCCCCGGGACUGGGAGAUCCUCCCCCUCCGGCCUGGGCAGCCGACAUAGCACUCAGCAUCCACUGUGGUCGUGACCCAUUGCCUGGUUCAAUCCCUUCUCCUUCCAUUCAGAGUAGGUAGCAGACAGGAGGCGGCCGAGCCGGGAGCACCGUGGGCUGGGAGCUCGGGAUCGUACGUACGGUGCCUGUCGGUGUGGAAGGUUUUGUUCCCAGGGGUGGGAUGCCGGCGCGUGCCCCGCGGUCGCUCCCAGCCUUGCGCCCCGUGUCAGGCAAACUCAGUGGGAUGGGGACGGGGCUCCUGUUGCAUGUUUUACCGUCACCCCCUCUUGCUGACUGUAGUAAUUGCAAAGGAAAACAAAUAAACCCUGCAUGAGCAGAACAAA